Messenger RNA from Notolabrus celidotus (New Zealand spotty), 1588 nucleotides. RefSeq lists its product as uncharacterized. NCBI's taxonomy places the organism in Eukaryota, Metazoa, Chordata, Actinopteri, Labriformes, Labridae. The record is from RefSeq and is a predicted model, not a curated record. The coding region runs from base 50 to 1297 and encodes 415 amino acids. The transcript is spliced from 3 exons.
ACCUGCUGCACAGGCACAAACACACACUGUCUGACUGACAGAUAAAGCCAUGAUUCUGACGGGUCGUGGUCUGUGUCUUCCUUCUCAAGCCACUGUCCAUGAGCUGUUCUCUGUGGCUCGAGAUGCCAGCAUCAUCCCAGAUAUCUCCUUGGAUCCUGUCCUCAUCACCUUCCUCUCGCUGGACUCCUCAGCAGCGCUGCAGCAUCAAUAUGCCUUCUUACAGCGGAGCAUGAGCAGCAAGCAGCAGACUGCUUUCAGCCAGAGUCUGACUGAGGAGCUGGGAGGCCGCAGCAGGGUCACGUAUGGAGGAGUAGGGGUCGUUGCUCUGGCUCUGUCUGUCCUUUUUGACCAGGUUGCCCAACAAGUCCGAACAAAUGGAUCAACAGAGGGAAACACAUCAGGGCAGACCUCUCAGCCUAAAAAGGUUUUUGGCAUCAGCAGUUCUUCACGAAUUGGCUGGAUUAUCCACAGCUACCUCCACCUAAUCCCCGGCAUUGCCAACAACCCAGAGAAGAUGGCAGAGACCACCGAGCUCUAUGACAACUGGCUGAAACUCGAGAUAAUUGACCAUUAUGAGAGGAUGACCACGAAGAAGAGGAUGAGCUCUGUGUCCAUGCAGCAGUGGUUAGUGGGAGCUGCUGUUCAUCUACACAUCAGAAUCCACCAGGUCCGUCUGCACUCUGUGCCAUUAGGAUCAGCUGAAUCACUGCGUCUGUCUUAUAAGUCAGGGGUGAGUCGGCUGGUUCAGGGUUACACAGCCUACCUACACCAAAACAUCCAGGAGACUCCUAGACCACGGAAACCCAGACUGAGGAGAAGACAGAGUAACACCUUUAGCAUCACAAACAUGACCUGCUCCAGUAAUCGACUCUCUAAUGUCGGCCGGGUCAGGCCAAGUAUCUCCACUGAUAAUGAGACCACACCCAACUCAACCGCUGAUAUUAGCAGACGCUGCAAUAGAGAAGCAGCAAGAGAAGACUUUGGACCCAGUGUGAUAAACAAAGGCAAUGGUACGAUUGUAAGGGAGAUAAACGGGAAGGAGCUCAACACUUCUGCUGAAAAUAGCAGAGGUGAGGAAAUCAACCAGCAGGGUCUGUUAGUGAUCGAGCCUCUUAGGAAUGUGAGUCACAACGUGCAGCACCAUCCCUGUGAGUCUCCCAUCAUACAACAAGCUUUAGUGAUGCGCAUUAUGAACGCCCAGGACCUGGAGCGGAACAGAAACUUCUUUCUCUAUCCUGAGAGAGACUUCCACAGCAUGCUCAAGCAGAAGGAGGACUUUGAGCUCAGGACAAAUUAAAUAAAAAUCACUUCAAUGGGAUUUCAUUUUCCCCCACUUUGUUUAUAAAGUAUUUCAAUGUAAUUUAACGUCGUAGUGUCAUUUUGACAGAGUAUUAGCACAGACUGAACAAAAUAUACAUGUUUUCCAAUACAGAGUAAAAGUGUUUCUAACUUCAACAUCAUUCUUUCCAGCAGGGGGCAACUCCUCUAGUUGCAAAAAGAAGUCACACUGUAUACACUAUCAGUCAAAAGUUUGGACACACCUUCUCAUUCAAGGGUUUUUAUUCAUUGUAAUUAUUUUCAACAUUGU